UAUAUAUUCUGUUUUCAGAAAGCUUCAUGACAGACGGCCCGUAAUGGGAGCGAAAGCGAAAAAACGUAACGUCUCUGGAGGUAAAGUUUUAUCAAAAUCUUCGGGAUACACGUCAGGUAGUACAAAAACUGUUAAUGAGUCCUCGUCCACAAGGUUGUCGCAAGGCGUCAUUGUGUUAGUAGGGUUAGCGGUUCUCGUAGCCCUCAUCUACCCUCAGUUCUCAGACCUAGCUACCAACACAGAGGCGACACGGUCUGACCAAGGACAGCCGGAGUCAGGGAGCGAGUCAGGAACGUCUGAUGAUAUCGCUUCUCUACAGAAUGACGUCAGUGAUGACGUACCUGUGUUCAAACGGAAUGACCCUAUGACAGACGAGGAAAGUGAUUCUGAAACAAUACAGAAUACCGUCCCUUUAACUCCAAAAGAAGAAAAACCAACCAAUCCUUCCAAGGACGAUGGUGCUUCCGUUCAGGGUAAGAAAACAAAAUCAAAAACAAAAUCUUCAGGGACGAAAAAGAGGUCAAAAAACAAUAAGAAAGGCGGAUCAAGUCCUUCUAGGAAACAGGCCGGGGAGUCUUCUCCUACUUCUGAUUCAUCAAAUGAGGAAAAACUACCAAAAGAGGUGAGGGACUUCAAAGCCACUUUCCAGAAGACGAUGAAACCAAAGAAAAUCUUCGCAGACGGGAGGAGACUGCCGCCAAUUGAGCUGUUACCACAGAAACCAAACAACAGCAGCGUCAAAGUAUUCCUGUAUAACGAGUUUCUGUCAGAGGCGGAAUGUGAUGGGCUCAUGAAGGCCCACGACAGUCACGUGACACAAGCCAACAAACACGACCCCUUCGUCUGCUUCGACUCCAUCACCACCCUUAGACAGCACCUCAAGGCCAAUGGUAUCAAGGUCAAGGUCACUCCUCAGGAUUUCAUGCCAGAUACUCUUUGUGUGAACGCCACCUUCUCCAGCCAGCUCAAGUCCUGGUUUCAUUCCAAUUGGAGCUACAGCACGGCGUUCUAUCCAGGAGAGAGCAAGUUUUCCAAGGUGUUCGAGUACAGGGUAAAAGAAGCCACCGGUCUUCUUCCAGAAAAUGGCGGGAAGUUUCAGAUUACGUCAUAUCCUAUCGGAAUAGGAUACAAGACACACACCGACUGUGUAGAAAACACCAGUGAUCUGCGGGACCGUGUGGCUACCAUACUUGUGUACCUUCAGGACGUAGAGGAGGGCGGGGAGACCAUGUUCCCGGAACUAGGUAUAUGGGUGAAACCAAGGAAAGGAAGAGCACUAGUGUGGAACAACAUGAACGAGGAUGGCAGAUGUGAGCCAAUGUCCAUCCAUAAGGCGGCCAAGGUGGACAAGGGUCACAAGUACAUUCUGCAGAGAUGGUAUUACUACAAAAGCUUUUACUCGCUGGGUAAGCGACCACCGGAACCGGAAAUACCGCGUCGGGCAGAACUUCAGGGGCGUGUCUCAUGUGAUGAAUAUCAGCACGGAAGUUGUCGUUGGUAUGACGAGUGGAACUAUGACCAUCUGGUGGACUAUAUCAACAGGAAAGCCACGUUAAUAUGAAUAAAAUACUCGAAAUAUCAA
Molecule: messenger RNA, 1582 nt
Organism: Pecten maximus
Lineage: Eukaryota; Metazoa; Mollusca; Bivalvia; Pectinida; Pectinidae
Exons: 6
Coding region: 44-1561 (505 amino acids)
Biological process (GO): peptidyl-proline hydroxylation to 4-hydroxy-L-proline
Cellular component (GO): endoplasmic reticulum
Molecular function (GO): iron ion binding; procollagen-proline 4-dioxygenase activity; L-ascorbic acid binding
Source: RefSeq, a predicted model, not a curated record